Messenger RNA from Musa acuminata AAA Group (dessert banana), 784 nucleotides. Its product is annotated as glutaredoxin-C1-like. The record is from RefSeq and is a predicted model, not a curated record. Lineage: Eukaryota; Viridiplantae; Streptophyta; Magnoliopsida; Zingiberales; Musaceae. The coding region runs from base 157 to 558 and encodes 133 amino acids. The transcript has a single exon.
UCUUGCAUGAAAAUAGAAGCGGUAGUUCCCAUUCUGACCCUGGCAGCCUCUGCCUCCUAUAAAUACUCUGCUCCUCUUCCCCAACUCUCCACGACUACGUCUAUCCUCUGAGCUCCUGUCAUUUUAAGUCUUCGUAGAGAACGAGUGUGCUCAAGGAUGUACUACCAGGCGGCGGCGGCAGCGGAGGCGUGGGGUUACGUGGCUGGGAUGGGGCCGACGACGACGAUGGACGCGCUGGAGCGGGUGGAGCGGCUGGCGGCGGAGAGCGCGGUGGUGAUCUUCAGCGUGAGCACCUGCUGCAUGUGCCACGCCCUGAAGCGGCUCUUCUGUGGCAUGGGGGUGAGCCCGUCGGUGGUGGAGCUGGACGAGGACCCGCGCGGGCGGGAGAUGGAGCGCGCCCUCGCCCGCCUCCUCGGCGGUGGUGCAGCCGGCGGCCCCGCCGUACCCGUGGUAUUCAUCGGCGGGAAGCUGGUUGGGGCCAUGGACCGGGUCAUGGCCGCCCACAUAAGCGGCGCCCUCGUCCCCCUCCUCAAACAAGCCGGCGCUCUCUGGCUCUGAAGCAUGCGCAUGGCAAACCCACCGUAUCUAAUAUGAGAGAGAGAGAGAGAGAGAGAGGUUGGUUUUUGGGGUCCUCCAUUUUGGUGCAGUUCUUAAUGGGAUGCAUGGUGGUGACGAAGAAAGGAGUGCAACUUUGGUUGAGGAUGGAAGAUUACAUGUACAGAAAGAUCUUAAAGGCUAAGCCAGAAAGCCGAGAGAAGAUUGCUGGUUUGGUUUUUCUUAGGAG